CCUGCUCCUCCCCCGACCAGGCGAUGAGGUAAUCGCGCCGCUGAGAGGCACGCGCAGCCGGUGCCCAGCCCGGUCGGUCCCCGCGCCCCUGCCCCUUCGGCCGUCACCCCUGGUACGCUCGGGGGACCCGGGUCUCCCGGCCGCACCAUGACCGAGCGUUGCAGCCUGUGGAGUGCACUGUCCGCCGCCGCCUGCUGCUUCUACCGUGGCUCGCUGGUACAGGUGCAGUUCUCCAAGGAGAAGUACAUUCUCGACUCCUCACCAGAGAAACUGCACAAGGAGCUGGAAGAAGAGCUGAAGCUCAGUAGCACAGACCUCCGCAGCCAUGCCUGGUACCACGGACGCAUCCCUCGUGAGGUCUCUGAGACCCUGGUGCAGCGGAAUGGCGACUUCCUCAUCCGAGACUCUCUCACCAGCCUUGGGGACUAUGUGCUUACGUGUCGCUGGCACAAUCAGGCCUUGCACUUCAAGAUCAACAAGGUGGUGGUGAAGGCUGGGGAGAGCUACACCCACAUCCGGUACCUCUUCGAGCAGGAGAGCUUCGACCACGUGCCUGCCCUUGUGCGCUAUCAUGUGGGCAGCCGUAAGGCCGUGUCCGAACAGAGUGGGGCCAUCAUCUACUGCCCGGUCAACCGUACCUUCCCACUGCGCUACCUCGAGGCCAGCUAUGGCCUGAGCCAGGGCAGCAGCAAGGCUGCCAGCCCAGCCAGCCCCUCAGGCUCCAAGGGCAGCCACAUGAAGAGACGAAGCAUUACUAUGACUGAUGGACUCACCACUGACAAGGUCACCCGCAGCGAUGGCUGCCCCAACAGCACCUCACUACCCCAUCCUCGAGACUCCAUCCGAAACUGUGCCCUCAGCAUGGACCAGAUCCCAGAUCUACACUCACCUCUGUCUCCUAUCUCCGAGAGCCCAGGCUCCCCUGCCUAUAGCACUGUAACCCGAGUCCAUGCUGCUUCUGCUACCCCGUCUUCUACAGUACAGCCCGCCUCCCCAGUUGCCCGCCGCUCCAGUGAACCUCAGCUAUGUCCCGGAAGUGCUCCAAAGCCUCCUGGGGAGUCAGACAGGGGCCCUCAUGCAAGCCCGUCCCACACCCUCUGCAAGGCCUCACCAUCACCAUCACUCAGCAGCUACAGUGAUCCGGACUCUGGCCACUACUGUCAGCUCCAGCCUCCUGUCCGUGGCAGCCGAGAGCAGGCUGCAGGAGAGACCCCCCGGAAGGCUCGGAGCUCCGGGGAGAGGCAAAAAGAACUGUCAGAAAAUGGAAUCCCCGACGGGGAGUGGGGCAAGACCUUCACAGUCCCUGUAGUGGAAGCCACCUCUUCUUUCAACCUGGCUACCUUCCAGUCCCAGCUGAUUCCCAAGGAGAACCGACCUCUGGAGGUGGGCCUUCUGCGCAAGGUCAAGGAGCUGCUGUCCGAGGUGGAUGCCCGGACACUGGCCCGCCAUGUCACCAAGGUUGACUGCCUGGUUGCUAGGAUACUGGGCGUUACCAAGGAGAUGCAGACCCUAAUGGGAGUCCGCUGGGGCAUGGAGCUGCUUACCCUCCCCCAUGGCCGGCAGUUAAGACUAGACCUGCUGGAAAGGUUCCACACCAUGUCCAUCAUGCUGGCCGUGGAUAUCCUGGGCUGCACAGGUUCCGCAGAGGAGCGGGCAGCGCUGCUGCACAAGACCAUCCAGCUGGCGGCCGAGUUGCGGGGGACGAUGGGCAACAUGUUCAGCUUCGCUGCUGUCAUGGGCGCCCUGGAGAUGGCCCAGAUUUCAAGGCUGGAGCAGACGUGGAUGACCCUGAGGCAGCGACACACGGAGGGUGCCAUUCUGUAUGAGAAGAAACUCAAGCCUUUCCUCAAGAGCCUGAACGAGGGCAAAGAAGGCCCGCCUCUGAGCAACACCACCUUUCCACACGUGCUGCCGUUCAUUACUCUGCUGGAGUGUGACUCCGCCCCUGCCGAGGGUCCUGAACCUUGGGGCAGCACAGAACAUGGUGUGGAGGUUGUGCUAGCCCACCUGGAGGCCGCCCGCACUGUGGCACACCACGGGGGCCUCUACCACACCAACGCCGAGGUCAAGCUGCAAGGGUUCCAGGCCCGACCUGAGCUCCUGGAGGUGUUCAGCACAGAGUUCCAGAUGCGUCUCCUCUGGGGCAGCCAGGGUGCCAACAGCAGCCAGGCCUGGCGCUAUGAGAAGUUUGACAAAGUCCUCACUGCCUUGUCCCACAAGCUGGAACCUGCCAUCCGCUCUAGCGAGCUGUGACCCCAGAGAUCUUGCCUCUCUGCAGCUGCGGGCAGCAUCAGGGGCAGAGAGGCUCAGGACAUUCCCUCCAGAGCACCACAGGGACACUGUGAUCAGCCCAAGAAUGUUCUGGGUUCAAAUCCAGGAUCACCCUUGCACUUCCAGGGUCCUGAAUGGACUCCGAGCUCAUUCUUCCGCCACAUGUGCACCAAGUCUCCCUUCCAAAUGGACAGGAACCUCUGCUCCUCCCACCGGCUUGCGCUGGCCCCUGUUUCGCUGCGGUUCCCUGUUUUUGAGCCAUGGGAGGCUCCCCACCCCUCGUCCUUCCUCCAGGCAUCUAUGCCUAGAGGUGCCACAGCCUCCAUCUUACUGUAAAUAAGUCGGAUGUAAAUUAUGUACAGAAGCCACCUCUCUUUCAUAUAAUAAACUUUAAUGACUCUUU
This is a messenger RNA of Arvicanthis niloticus (Nile rat), 2674 nucleotides long. RefSeq names its product SH2 domain containing 3C (gene Sh2d3c). The record is from RefSeq and is a predicted model, not a curated record. Lineage: Eukaryota; Metazoa; Chordata; Mammalia; Rodentia; Muridae. Gene Ontology annotation, biological process: small GTPase-mediated signal transduction; positive regulation of peptidyl-serine phosphorylation. Gene Ontology annotation, molecular function: guanyl-nucleotide exchange factor activity; phosphotyrosine residue binding.